AUAUACUUCCUUCUUUGUGCAUUCUAUUUCAGUUUAGCUUCUAUCAAGUUAUCUUACUAGAACAACAUGAAUUACCAAGCAACGCAUCAAUAUGAAUUGUAUCAAAAGAAAACGACAAUUUUUUCUACAAUAAUAUUCAAUACCUCUUCGAGUGUUUAAAUUGUUGAUAGAUAAAAAAUUAAUAAUCUAAUAAUACAUUGUCAGAAUAAUUGUACUCAACAUAAAUUUGCGAUACACUUUUCAAGAUAAGCAGUUUACUAAUUUGCUACUCUUUACAAAAUAUCAAGUUAUUUAAUGCCAUAAUGAUCAACUGAGAGAGGGGACAAGACAAGACAAGGGGAGGGGAUCUCUCUCGUGUUCUUACACAGUUGCUACUCAAAAAAUAACAGACAUCAGUUGGUGAGAACGUGAACUGUUGUGUAUGAGUGUAUGAUUGAUAUUUUUUCACGUUGCACAACUCUAUAACUAUUUACUACAAUGUCGGGGCCAAAAGUUAAAAUUGGAAUUAUUGGUGGAUCUGGAUUAGACGACCCAUCAAAGCAAAUUUUCCAACCACGAAAUAUUAUAAAGAGAGAAGAUGCAAAAAACGAUUUCGGAUUACCAUCAAGUCAUUUAUAUGUAGGAUCGAUAUCAGGUGUCGAAGUGGUAUUACUAUCAAGACACGGUCCAGGACAUAAAAUUUCGCCCACUGGAAUAAACUACCGGGCUAACUUGGAGGCAUUCCGGAAUCUCGGGUGCACUCACGUUUUGGCUUCUACUGCUUGUGGAUCUUUAGCCGAAAACAUAACUAAAGGGCAGUUGGUUAUUCCUAACGAUUUCAUCGAUCGAACUAUUCAUCGUAAAAAUACUUUCUAUGACAAUACUUCUGAAUAUUAUGAAGGAGUUCGACAUAUUCCCAUGUUCCCAGCAUUCGAUUGUAAAACAAUGGACUUGAUUGAACAAGCAGCACAAAAUCUCGGAAUCUCUGUCAUGAAAGGAGCAACUGUUGUAACCAUCGAAGGGCCUCGUUUUUCUUCGAGAGCAGAAAGCAAUAUGUUCCGUCAGUGGGGUGGUCAUCUUAUAAAUAUGACUACUUGUCCUGAGGUUUAUUUAGCUAAAGAAGCAGGCCUUCUUUAUGCGUCUAUAGCAAUAGCAACUGAUUACGAUUGUUGGAAAGAAUCAGAAGACAAUGUCUGUGUAUCAGAUGUUUUGGCAAUUUUUAAACAAAAUGUUGAAAAAGUGACCUCACUUUUAAUCAAAAGUGUUGAGUUGAUAGGCCAAGAAGAUUGGACUCAGAGUAUUACUAAUGCUAAGAAUUUGGUGAAGAAUAGCAAUGUGACUCAUUAAUUGCAAAAAUAUGCUCCUAAACCAUAAAAUGUGAUAGAAGUAGACUUUAUUAUUGAUUAAUAUUUUUAUUAUUAGGCAACUUUAAAUUAAAAAUGUUCAUGAUAAGCUUUAAAUUUCAAGAAAAAUAAAAUAUCGUUUUUACAUUUGAAAAAAUACUGUUAUUAACAUACAAAAUCAUAUUUCGAAUGUGUCAAAUCAACAAUCAAUCACUUACUUCAGUACAUAUUUUAUAGUUUCAACGGUUGAUAAACAAUCUAUCAAGUGUGUGCAAGCUCCACAGCUUCUUAUAUACUAUAUUUCUAGCAUGCGAACCAUAGAAUUUUUCGUCAGUAUUAAUUAGUAAUAGCAUCUUCCUAUGACCAAUCGAGAAACAGUUCUUGCAAGUAUGACAGCGUUCAACUGAGAACAGUCUAAUUGAACACCCAAUUAAUGACGUCGUUUUAUAGGCAGCAACUUACGUUUGCUUCUUCUUAACUACAACCCAGAAAGAAAGAAAGAACGAAAGAAAGAGGAAGAAACAGAAAGAUGAAUUUUCAUAAACACACCGGGCUCUACGUUCUCUCCCUGCGUUCUAUAGAAAUGCGUAGAAAGCCAACGUUAAGCGCGAUUCACUGCCUUAAUUAGUUUGCGCUGCCGUUAGCCUGUCACACUAGUUGGUAACUGGAUAUAGUUUCCAAUUGUAGGAAAUCUUGACUAUCAUCCCAUAUCUAUGUAAACCAAACCUCGAGAACAAGUUAUAUAUUUGGAACGGAAAGUUAGAUGGAAAACAAAGAAGCAUAUUAAUGUCAACGAAUACAAGAGACAAGUGGGUGUAUUUGCACAAGUCUUAAGCUUAAUGUUCGAACGAACAGUAUUUUGUGUCGUAAAUUAUUCCACAUUCCCGUAAAAUUAGAACUGCACAAUUUUUCGAACAAUCGAAUUAUUAAAAAAACGUCAACCAAACAUUACCAACUACACUGAAAAUAGCUGGAGGACAACGAUGGAUAUAGGAAUUCUCAUUCAACGAGGAGGGCUGUUUUUUUGCAUAAUUAAAAAGACUAAUUAGCGAAUAUUCAUGUUCAAAUAUCAUAUUUACGCACACAUGAUGGUCAUGCAGAUUUAAAUUAAAAUUUAAGGUAGUGAAAACAGAGACGACGAAGAGGUGACAAGCCUGCUGCUGGGUUUAAAAGAACGAGCCUCAAUAUUUAGCAGUCGCUGAGUUUAUUAUAGUUAAAACUGUGACGAAAUUGUUUGCUCUGUAAAUAUUAAUAAACGUAAUAAAUUUUUCUGAAACUCCAUGUACACUGUAGACAUUCAUUUGACUUUUCGAUGCUUUUUUGCUCAGUUCCUUGUACUUGCGUUAUUCUUUUUUCGAAUGUACUUAUUAUUUAUUUUUUCCUUGCUCUGACGGUAUGGUAUGAACUUUUUAUAAAAAAAAAGUACGUUUAAAUGUUAGUUCUUUCGGAUUGUUUUAAAGCAAUAAAAACAUAGAGUAUUAGUCAUAAAAAUAAAUAAUAGUGAACCAAUCAUCAAUAUAAAUUUACAGAUAUCGUUAAAGGUUAUAGAACGUUUGAUUCUUUCAACUCAUGCAGGUGUCACACAACACGCUGCAAGUAUACUCUUCAGUCUCUUCGCCCCUCAAUACACGUGCACGCAUGCGAGGGUAAAUAUUCGCCCCCGGAAUUAUCUCUACGUCCACGAGUGUGAAAUCUCCUAGUAUUCAUUUACGCAAGCCGGGUAUAGAGCUUUAAUGCGACAAAAGUGUAAACAUCUGCAACCGCUAUCUAUACCACCGUGGCUCUUUGUGAAAUUUGCAAGUAACGGGGCACAAAUCGUGGCGGCCCCAUGGUACAAUAAGACUUGCUCUCUCGGUGGUGCUACUGCUGCUGUUGCUGCUGCUGCUGCCUAGGCGCGUUUCCAUCGAUGCGUCCUUUCAGAAUUUGACAAUAUACACGUGUUUAUAUACCCAUUUCAUACUAUAUAAAUACAAUUUCAGCCACCGAGAAUUAAUUUGACAGUCGUAGAGUUUCCGGGGGUACAUUCAUCUACCUCGCUCGAAACUCUCUUACAA
Molecule: messenger RNA, 3376 nt
Organism: Trichogramma pretiosum
Lineage: Eukaryota; Metazoa; Arthropoda; Insecta; Hymenoptera; Trichogrammatidae
Product: S-methyl-5'-thioadenosine phosphorylase
Exons: 6
Coding region: 478-1326 (282 amino acids)
Biological process (GO): nucleoside metabolic process
Cellular component (GO): cytosol
Molecular function (GO): S-methyl-5-thioadenosine phosphorylase activity
Source: RefSeq, a predicted model, not a curated record